Molecule: messenger RNA, 1370 nt
Organism: Cyprinodon variegatus (sheepshead minnow)
Lineage: Eukaryota; Metazoa; Chordata; Actinopteri; Cyprinodontiformes; Cyprinodontidae
Product: cell wall protein DAN4-like
Exons: 9
Coding region: 351-1241 (296 amino acids)
Source: RefSeq, a predicted model, not a curated record
CUGGUGGUAACUGGAUAAGUAACAUCCAAAACAGUGUUGUAUCCUGGAGAGCUGUGACUAAUGUUGAACUACGGACACGGUCUGACAUUGGAAAACCAAACACAUCGCCACAGACAACCAUUCUCCCAGCUCUGAGGAUUCCUUCAAACUGUCCCAAAAUAAUUGAUUUACUGGCCUUUGACCCAGAUGGAGAUGAAGUUAAAUGCAGAUAUGGAAACACAACAGAGUCAGAGUGUAAUCCAUGCAAUCCUCCAUCUGUUCUCAUCCUCUCAUCUACUUGUUCUCUUAAUUUUACCGCGAACAACUCUCCUUCCAGCAGUAGUGAUGUUCCAUAUGCAGUCCAGUUGGUGAUGGAGGACUUUCCCACACAGAACAUCAAUUUGACUCAAACUGAUGGUUCACAGGAGAUGAAAACGACCAGUGAUGCCAUCAGCAAGAUACCUUUACAGUUUGUUUUGAAAGUGGCCCCAGCAAUACCAUCCUGCACAGAAGGUCUCUAUCUGCCCAGAUUUAUUUUUCCAACUCCAAACAACAGAGAGGAGCUCCAAGCCUCUGUUGGUCAGGCUCUGGAAAUACACAUCAGCGCAGUGGCAAGUGCGUCCACGAUCGCCAACCUCCGGUACAGCGGGCCUUACAAUGUGGUGAAGAAUUCAUUAGGAUCAGGGAAUUUCACUCUGACUUGGACGCCAUCUGCAAGUGAGGAGGGACAGAGUCAUGCAAUCUGCUUCACUGUCCAGGCAAAUGUCUCCAGCACUUUGUACGACUCUGAACUUCGGUGUGUUAUUGUCACAGUUGCACACAUUCCAACACCCACCACAACACCCACCCAAACAAACACCAUAACACCUGUCACCACAGCAGCCAACGGGACAAUCGCCACAACACCCUACAUAACAAACACCACUACACCCACCACAACGCCCGCCACAGCACACAUAGCACCCACCUACAACACAACUACAACACCGAUGGCAUCCACACCAAAUAUAACUUUUUUCACCACUGAAAAUACAACUACAACGCGGAUGGCAUCAACACAAGCUGCAACAACUUCUGAUCCAGGACCUGAAUACAUUAUUGCGCUGAAUAUGAAGAUCUCUACCACACUUUCUUUGGAGAAUGAUGAAGAUACCAUCAUAGCACUGAUCAAAAACAAACUUGUUGAAGAAGGACUGCCUUCCUCCAUAACUGUUCGUCUUCUGAGUGGCAAUCAAUUGGUUGUUACAACAGCAAGCCCCUAGAGGAGCAUCUUGAGGAACUGAUCCCUGCAGGGAUAUACUUCCAGAUCUCUUGAUUUAAUCGAACCCCGAAUAAUCAACCUAGAGCCUAAUCUAUUUUAUUUGUCCUUUAUUUUAUUUUUCCAUCCAUCC